This is a messenger RNA of Durio zibethinus, 1971 nucleotides long. RefSeq names its product glycerol-3-phosphate acyltransferase RAM2-like. Gene Ontology annotation, biological process: cutin biosynthetic process. NCBI's taxonomy places the organism in Eukaryota, Viridiplantae, Streptophyta, Magnoliopsida, Malvales, Malvaceae. Gene Ontology annotation, molecular function: glycerol-3-phosphate 2-O-acyltransferase activity; phosphatase activity. The record is from RefSeq and is a predicted model, not a curated record. Gene Ontology annotation, cellular component: membrane.
AACAAUUGCAAUUUGAAACUCGAGUCCUGGGCCCCGCUUUGUUUGAUUGGGAAUAGGAUGUGGGUUUUAGCCCCAACAAAAGGCGAAAGUGUUUGUCCCCUUUAACCAUGGCCUUUGCCCAACAAAAGAAAAGACAAUAUAUUAUACAUAUUAUCACAGACAAAAAGCAUGAGAAACAUUUGACUUGGCGAUGCAAUCAAGUUACCAAAGUGCCCACAACUUUUUUUUUCUCCGCUACACGAAGACAACGAAGGUUUUCCUCGGUUCUUCCAUUGGCUGGCUGUCAAAGAUUCCUGGAAAUCACGGCGUCUAUCGUCCUAAUUCUUCUCAUAAACCAAACCUCUUUUGUCCCUUAACUGCCUCCCUUUCAUGCUUUAUUCAUCCGUUUGUCUGUUUUUAGUUUCCUUUAAUCCUAUAUAAUUCCGCUUGACAUUUACAAACAUCAAAGUUGACUACUUCGAUAUUUAGUUGGAAAAUUUUCAUUGGUUUUUAUAAAACAUGGCUACGAAUAAUGCUUUCCCUGCGGUUGAAAAAUGUGCGUCUAUAGGCCGAGAAAAGCACACGGUGGUCGCUGACAUGGAUGGCACCUUGCUUAUAGGCCGUAGCUCUUUCCCAUAUUUCGCUAUGGUUGCCUUUGAAGUUGGCGGAGUCUCGAGGCUCCUUUUCUUGCUCUUAGCUUCACCACUUGCUGGACUUCUUUACUACUUUGUCUCCGAAUCCGCUGGCAUCCAAGUUCUUAUUUUUGCAACAUAUGCUGGGAUGAAAGUGAGCGAUAUCGAAUCAGUGGCACGAGCAGUGCUGCCGAAAUUUUACUCUAGUGAUCUGCACCCCGAGUCAUGGAGAGUCUUUGCCUCGUGUGGGAAACGUUGCGUUCUUACUGCAAAUCCUAGGAUAAUGGUGGAAGCAUUUUUAAAAGAUUUCUUAGGGGCUGAUAUGGUUUUAGGCACCGAGAUAGGAACUUACAGAGGUAGAGCUACAGGAUUUGUUUGUAAGCCAGGGGUACUUGUCGGGAAGAAUAAGGCAGAUGUUCUUCAAAAGGUUUUCGGCAAGACAAAGCCAGAUGUUGGGCUUGGGGAUAGGCAUACUGAUAUUCCCUUCAUGGCAAUGUGCAAGGAAGGUUACGUUGUGCCACCAAAUCCAGAGGCUAAGGCAGUUACAAGCGAGAAGCUCCCAAAACCUAUCAUUUUUCAUGAUGGCCGGCUUGUUCAAAAGCCAACACCUCUCAUGGCUCUCCUAAUAAUUCUCUGGAUCCCCAUAGGAUUCCUCCUGGCCUGCUUGCGCAUUGCAGCUGGUUCACUCCUCCCCAUGCCAAUAGUCUACUAUGCGUUCUGGGCACUUGGAGUUCGAGUCACUGUCAAGGGCACCCCACCUCCUCCAGUCAAAAAAUCAACCGGUGAAUCUGGUGUCCUCUUCAUUUGCUCCCAUAGAACAUUACUUGACCCAAUCUUUCUCUCUACUGCUCUUGGACGCCCUAUCUCCGCAGUGACCUACUCAAUCUCUCGACUCUCUGAGAUCAUCUCACCCAUCAAAACUGUUAGACUAAGCAGAGAUAGAGCAACAGAUGCAUCCAUGAUUAAGAAGCUACUUCAAGAGGGUGAUCUAGCUAUCUGCCCCGAAGGAACAACCUGCCGUGGACCAUUUCUUCUGAGGUUUUCAGCCCUGUUUGCGGAAUUAACUGACCAGCUUGUGCCCGUUGCCAUGGUGAACCGUAUGAGCAUGUUUCAUGGCACCACAGCCAGGGGAUGGAAAGGGAUGGACCCAUUCUACUUCUUCAUGAACCCUAGCCCAGCAUAUGAAGUAACUUUCCUAAACAAGUUGCCACAGGAGCUUACAUGCAGCUCAGGAAAGUCUAGCCAUGAGGUUGCCAAUUAUAUCCAAAGGGUGAUUGCUGCAACUCUUUCAUAUGAGUGCACAAGCUUUACUAGGAAAGAUAAAUACAGGGCCCUGGCUGGGAACGAUGGGACUGUUUGA